AAGACCCAAAGCACUUUCUCAUAUUUCCGUCAGAUCCCUCUGAAGUUAACCCGUCUUACUUCCUUCCCCGAUUUUGUAUUUGUCCUUCUCCAUAAUUUUCAGAAAGAGAACUAACCGAGAUGGGGCAACAUACAUCAAAAGACGAACUUCUCUAUCAGCAAGUCAAUUACGGCAAUAUCGAAGGUAUCAAAGCUCUUCGUGGCGAUGGCGCAGGCCUUGAGUGGAUUGAUAAAGAAGGAAAGACUCCCCUGAUCUUGGCGUGCAUGAAUCCCGAGCUUUAUAAUGUUGCAAAUACUUUGAUCGAGCUGGGUGCAAAUAUAAAUGCUUACCGCACAGGUCGGCAUGCUGGUACUCCUUUACAUCAUGCAGCAAAACGAGGACUUGAAAAGACUGUUAAUUUACUCCUUUCACAUGGAGCAAAUGCUUUGGUGAUAAAUGAUGACUGCCAAACUCCACUGGAUGUUGCUAGGGUCAAGGGGUUUAGCAAUGUUGUUAGAGCACUUGAGAGCCACAUGUGUUUGUUUUCUGGUUGGCUAAGGGAGCUUUAUGGGCCAGAGUUGCUUGAUUUGCUUGUACCAAAACUGCUAUGGAAAAAAGUUUGGGUGGUUGUUCUGCCACGUGGUUCCCGAAAUACACAGCCCUGCAAGUUGGAGCUUGCUAUGUAUGCAACUCAACAGGAUGCUCAACCCCGAACUGUUGCACUAUGGAAGGCCAACGUGGAAGAACCUAAUCUUAAUCAUUCAGCUCCAGUAGUGGUCAUAUCAAAUGUUUCAAGCAUCCCAAGAGGCCGGAGGCGAAGGAGAGGUAUCAUGUCCUCUCAACUACCGAGGCAUGGACCUCGAGGAGCUAGGCAACUGCGGAUCAAACUUGCUGCCGUGCAAGAAAGUGACAAACAACUGUUGCAGUCAUUUUGGAAUGCAUGUAAUGGAAUUCCACAGGUCACUCAUCCAGGAUUUCCAUUAAGCACCCAAUAUCCUGUUCUACCAGCAACCGCUCCACCUGCCUUGGACGAUGUAGAGUUGGCUAUGGCUAUUAGUGCCUCCAUGCAGCCUACUGUGCAUGAAAGACCCAUUUUGGAAGCAGAGUUGGAAUCUGGAUCGGUUGCCUCGACAAGUUAUACUAACCCCAUGGAAGUAAAAGCCGGCCCGAGUAGCAAUGAGAUUCAGCAUAGCCGGACCCCAAUUGAGACGUCUGUGAUCUGCACAAAGGUUGAGAACCCUAUUCAAGCACCCAUCCUCCCCUCAGCUCCUAUCAUUGGAAAUGAGGAAAUAGAUCAAGGUCCAAUUCAUUAUCCAUCAAUUGACACCAGCCAUGUAGAAUUUUCUUCACAAUAUGUUGAGAAUGUAGCUGCAGCACCACAUGAAGACAAAGAACAACCUAAUGCUACUUGUGUGAUAUGCUUGGAUGCUCCCAUUGAGGGAGCUUGUGUCCCAUGUGGCCAUAUGGCAGGCUGCAUGUGUUGUUUGGGUGAUAUUAUGGGGAAAAAGUGGGGUUGCCCCGUCUGUCGUGCUAAGAUUGAUCAGGUGAUAAGGCUAUAUGCUGUAUGAUGGUUUCAAGUGGAAAGUAUGGUGUUGUAUGUGGGGGGAAUUCUUUGCUCUCUAGUUACCUUGGAUUCCUGCUUCUCUCCUGCCUCCAAAAAUCAUAUGCUUUUAUAGUUUUCUGAGUUGUGUCUGUAUCAGUGCAACAUCAUUGCACCUUAGAUCACAUUGGAUGAGAAGCAUUUGCCAUUUAAUGUUAUCAGUGUCCUAAUAUAUGAAGGUGGAGGCAAAACAAAAGCAUGGGAAAUGUACGGAUGAUGUAAUGUAAACUUUGUGCAAGUGUGUAAAUACUUUUGAAAAGCGUGCUGUAUAAUGUUUUUUUUGUACGUCUACACACCAAGCGGCAGGGGUUCAUCCAACAGUUGAAGACUCUACUAUAGAUAACAUCCUGCAUAUCUUCUCAAUGAUCAACCUGUCGAUAUUAAGUUGAAUGCCCAUUCCAAUUGUAUGCUCCCUCUCCCAAAAAUAACUUUACCUUUGAUUUUUUUCAGUCAGCAAUGUGAUUGAUGGCUUAAGGAUUUUUAUCUAAUCCAAUAUUAUUUGAACAGUACAAGUAAGUCCAAUUCUAUCUGGCCCAAGAUAUAAAUUAGAUAAAUUAUU
Molecule: messenger RNA, 2138 nt
Organism: Cuscuta campestris
Lineage: Eukaryota; Viridiplantae; Streptophyta; Magnoliopsida; Solanales; Convolvulaceae
Source: the annotation of a GenBank genome assembly